CUCACUCCUAUCCUUUUAGAUAAGCCCAUUAUGCCUUUAACACCAUCCAACUUCUUCCUCACAAUCCUACUCAUUCUUCAUCACCAAUUCUUCUUGUAGACAAAAACACAAUGGCUUGUGCUUCUUCUGCCAUUGCAGCUGUUGCUUUCUCUUCUCCAAGUUCACAGAAGAGUGUUGGAUCAACAAAGGCUUCUUUUCUUGGUGGGAAGAAGUUGAGAGUUAGCAAGGUGGGUGCACCGUCCGGUUCACGAUCAUUCGGAACCGUGUGCGUUGCGGCUGACCCCGAUAGACCCAUUUGGUUCCCUGGCAGCACUCCACCAGAAUGGCUCGAUGGCAGCCUUCCCGGAGACUUUGGUUUUGAUCCUCUUGGCCUAGGAUCGGAUCCCGAGACUUUGAGAUGGAACGUACAAGCGGAACUUGUACAUUGCAGAUGGGCAAUGUUAGGAGCAGCCGGGAUUUUCAUCCCGGAAUUCCUAACAAAAAUCGGAAUCUUAAACACUCCAUCAUGGUACACUGCUGGUGAACAAGAAUACUUCACCGACAAAACCACACUCUUCAUCAUUGAGCUUAUUUUCAUCGGUUGGGCCGAAGGAAGAAGAUGGGCCGACAUCAUCAAACCUGGGUGUGUUAACACUGACCCCAUCUUCCCUAACAACAAGCUGACCGGGACAGAUGUCGGGUACCCAGGUGGGCUAUGGUUCGACCCACUCGGGUGGGGAACCGGCUCGCCUGCAAAACUCAAAGAAUUGAGGACAAAGGAGAUCAAGAAUGGAAGACUGGCUAUGUUGGCUGUGAUGGGUGCAUGGUUCCAAGCCAUCUACACUGGAACCGGACCCAUUGACAACUUGUUUGCUCACCUUGCUGACCCGGGUCACGCCACCAUCUUCGCUGCAUUCAAGGGCUAAGCAUGCAUAUGGAGGAAUUUAAAGAGUUUUUGGCAAGUGGUGUUUGUGUGUCAUUAGAAAUUGUAUCUUCAUCUUAAUUUACUGUAGAGAAGUUUUAAUGCAAUGUACAAAUACCUCUUAAUUUCAACUCUUAAUGUUGCAUAUAUA
Messenger RNA from Helianthus annuus (common sunflower), 1052 nucleotides. Its product is annotated as chlorophyll a-b binding protein, chloroplastic. Gene Ontology annotation, cellular component: membrane. The transcript has 5 exons. The record is from RefSeq and is a predicted model, not a curated record. NCBI's taxonomy places the organism in Eukaryota, Viridiplantae, Streptophyta, Magnoliopsida, Asterales, Asteraceae. Bases 111 to 905 code for a protein of 264 amino acids. Gene Ontology annotation, biological process: photosynthesis, light harvesting in photosystem I; response to light stimulus.